Penicillium olsonii is the source of this 1548-nucleotide messenger RNA. The record is from the annotation of a GenBank genome assembly. Lineage: Eukaryota; Fungi; Ascomycota; Eurotiomycetes; Eurotiales; Aspergillaceae.
AUGGGUCUGAUCGGGAAUGUCCUGUCACUGUUGACAGUGACGAACUUGUUUCUGGGAUUAUUUGCUUAUGUCGCUCUCACAUUUGGCUGGCAGAUUGUCUACUAUAGAUUCUUCCACCCACUCGCCAAGUUCCCCGGGCCCUUCUGGGCUUCGGUCACUCGCCUUUGGAUCGCCAAGCACAGUUUGCAGGAAACAGAGGUGCCCACGGUCUACGCACUGGCAAAGGAAUAUGGCCCCGUCGUUCGCAUCACCCCGACAUUGCUGCUGGUCAGCGAUCACGAGAAGCUCCCCGAGAUCUACCACCGAAAUGUGGACAAGACCGGACACUAUAUCACUGGAAGCUUUGGCGAAACCGAGUCGCUGUUCAACAUGAGAUCCCACAAGACUCAUGCUGUGUUCAGGAAACACGUUGCUGGCCCUUACAGCUUCUCGAAUAUCAAGAAAAUGGAGCCACUCAUCGAUGCGCGCAUUGCGGAAUGGACCACCAAGCUUGACAGUACCUUCUCCAAGACCGGCGAAGCCUUUGACUUCUCGUGGUGGGCCGUCUACAUGGCGUACGACAUCAUCAGUGAAAUCGGCUUCGGCGAGCCUUUCGGCUUCAUCGAAAAAGGCGAGGACAUCGGUGGCCUCAUUCAAGGAUUCCACGACGGCCUUCCCGCCUUCGGGCUGCUCUCUCGUCUGCACCCAUUCACCUCAUGGGUUAAGACGACCUUCCUAAAGAAAUACCUCGUCGCCACUCCGGCAGACGACUCCGGAAUCGGAGUCUUGAUGCGCUUCCGAGACCGCCUCAUCGACCAGCGCAUCAAGGACAUCGAAGGCGGCAAGAAAAUCGAACGCACUGACCUGCUCCAGACUUUCCUCGAAGCCGUCACCGAAGAGGGCAAGCCCCUUGAUCUGGAGUACAUUCGCGCCGAGGUCCUGCUCGUUCUUCUCGCCGGUGCCGAUACCACCGGCACAGCCUUCCAGGCUCUGAUCCAAUUCCUCAUGACCCACCCAUCAGCAUAUGACCGCAUGAUGGAGGAAAUCGACAACGCAUCUCGCAAGGGCCUCAUCUCGGACAUGCCGCAAUAUCAAGAAGUAAUUGAGCACUUGCCGUUCUAUGUCGGCUGUAUCAAGGAGACCAUGCGUCUUUGCCCGUCUGCGCCUAAUAUCUUCCCUCGCUAUGUCUCGGAGCCUGGACUCGACCUGUACGGCAAGUUUGCGCCUCCGGGCACGGAAAUCAGCUGUAACCCGUAUCUGGUGCACCGUGAUCAGAAGCUGUAUGGCGAGGAUGCGGAGGAGUUCAAGCCUGAGAGGUGGUUGGAUGAGGAGAAGGCCAAGUUGUAUAACAAGUACAACUUCUCGUUCGGUUAUGGAUCGCGUGGCUGCUUGGGCAAGGAUAUUGCCAUGAUGGAAUUGUUCAAGGGACCUUUGCAGUUCUUCCGCCAGUACAAACCGGAGGCUGUGCCCGGUAAGCCCGAGGCAAAGUUCAUGAUCAUGGGUGGAAUUGGAUAUUGGAGAGACUUGUGGCUCACCAUCUCUCGCCGACCUGCCGUUAAGGCUGAAUGA